Molecule: messenger RNA, 690 nt
Organism: Gastrolobium bilobum
Lineage: Eukaryota; Viridiplantae; Streptophyta; Magnoliopsida; Fabales; Fabaceae
Product: photosystem I reaction center subunit IV A, chloroplastic-like
Exons: 3
Coding region: 92-502 (136 amino acids)
Biological process (GO): photosynthesis
Cellular component (GO): photosystem I; photosystem I reaction center
Source: RefSeq, a predicted model, not a curated record
UAUUCAAAGCCUCUCAAUCUUUGUUCUUGUCUUGUCUUUUUGCCACACUUAAGAUCACCCCAGAGAGAGAGAGAGAGAGAGAAAGGAACUCAUGGCUAGCUGCAACAUGGCAUCAGCUGCUUCAGGUUUUUUGUUGUCACUUAAUGUUGCAGGCACCACAAAUUCACCAGCUUCAAAAAGCACUAUGGUGAUGUUCCCUACAAGGAACAACAGUUCUAGUAGGUUUGUUGUCAGGGCAGAAGAUGAGGCUGCAGUAACAGCCACACCUCCAGUGGAAGGUGAAGCAGCUUCAAAACCAAAGCCACCACCAAUUGGCCCCAAGAGAGGUUCUAAGGUGAGGAUUCUUAGGAGGGAAUCUUACUGGUUCAAAGACACAGGUUCAGUAGUUGCUGUUGAUCAGGACCCCAAGACUCGUUACCCUGUUGUGGUUCGAUUCACCAAAGUCAACUAUGCAAAUGUAUCAACAAACAACUAUGCUUUGGAUGAGAUUGUGGAAGUUUAAUGAGUUUUAUUGUAAUUUUGACUCUUGUCAUGCUAUGCUAUUGCAGUUAUUAGUCUAAGGUUUUUUCAUGUCAUAAAAAGAAUGUGUAUUAUAUUCUCUCUAGUAUUUACCCCUUGAUCUCUAUAAACUACAUUCUGUGUGCAGUUGAUCAUAAUCUUAAACUUCCACCGCUUCUUAUUUUAUUGAAA